Molecule: messenger RNA, 5823 nt
Organism: Paramuricea clavata
Lineage: Eukaryota; Metazoa; Cnidaria; Anthozoa; Malacalcyonacea; Plexauridae
Source: the annotation of a GenBank genome assembly
AUUUUUAACUCGACGGAAGACUUUCAUGGACCACAUAAAAAUGACCCAAUCUUCUCAACUGGUCAAACAUCUUCUGACGAGUGUCGAUUCUUUGUCAAAGAUGAUACAGAACCAGAAGGGGACGAGAUUUAUGCUGUUCAUUUGGGUCUAAUACCAGGGAAUGCAGUCAUUGAUGUGGCGUAUAUAAAAAUAUUAGCGAAUGAUGAUGGUAAUGGCGUGGUGGGCUUUGGUGUGGUAAGUGUUGUGAAGGGCUCAUGCCUGACAGUAAUCAUUUUGUAGAUUUGAUAAUCUCAUGCUGAUGGUUUGCAAGUGAAAAAAAUGUAUCUAGUACUGCUUAGAAAAAUACUCAUUAAAUCGGAUCUAAUUACGCUCGUGUUCCAAUUGCGUUCCUCGGCUAACCUUUACAAAAUGGAUGAGUUCUGUAUGCCUGCCAAUUUAAGCAACCCACUGUACAGUACAAAAUGGUGAAUGUAACGUUAUUACGAGAUCAAAGUGCUUGCCGCCCACCCUCACGUCUUUACGCGUCUGUUGUAAUCUUUUGGGACCAUGCCUGGUUGUACGAAAACCCGACAGCACUGUCUACCGACUAUCAGAUUGUGAUUUUUUCGAGCUUUCUAACAUUAUUCGUUGAUGAUAAUUACAGGCACCCGAGAAGCCCUGGGAACGAGGAUGAUUAUAACCCAGAUUAAACCAAUCUCGCUUCCCGAGCCUGCGAUCGAUCCUCGGGAAGGAACGUGAGGCUCUGUGAUAAUCCGUUGCCGGAUGCCAGGAAUCCUGGCUAAGACCGAACUGCGCAUUCCAUAUCAACAGCCAAUCAGAUUCCUUCCUGAAACGGAUUAUCCUAGAGCCUCACGUUCCUUUCCGAGGAUCGCAGGCUCGGGGAACGAGAUCGAGAUUAAACUUAAUUAUUAUAUGGCAAGCAUCACUUUCGGUGAAAUGGCGGACUGUGAUUGGCUGAGAAUCACAUUCAGCGGUCCAUUAUUUCCCCGUAAUGGUCCGGCGGUCUAUUACGUAAAAACAAACGCAUGCAUGUUGAAACAAAACAGCAAAACUAAUUGAAAAUUUGAAAAUUAUAAUUUAAUUUGUUAUUAAUAAUAAGAUAUCUGCGAAUGGUUUUUAGAGUCCAUUGGUAUUUUUUUGUUUUCUUCCACCAAAUGUGUACCGCGCUACUAAUAUGCAUUUCUUUGUUUCGAGUACAGUAUAAAUGCCAUAUAAUAAAAUUUUAUUAACCUCGCUUGCUCGGUAUGUACAAAGAAAUAUUGGACCUCUGUCUUUUUGUACAAACCUCACCGUACGGGCUCGGUCUGUACUAAGAAGACCUUGCAUGGUCCGAUAUUUCUCUGUACAGACCUAGCGUUCGGUUAAUAAGAAGUUAGUAUUUAAAAAUUAAAGCUUAUUUUUAUUGUGUGUUUCAUAUCCGUAGUUUCAUAGCGUCUCAACCAAUUUUAUGACGAUUGAAAAAAAUCACUAUCCGGUGGAUAUUGCUAUUUAUGCCUUCGUAUAACCGGCCCCAGUGCACAUAUAGCCAUAGGUGAACGAAAUUGUCUGUGAUAUACGCCAGAAUAAAAUGCUUUUAUAUCUUUCUCAGCCAAAUGGCAUCAGUGUUCAAGAACCACGAACAGCAGGUGGUGUUGCAGAAAAACUACCAAUGAGAAGAAGUAUUGGUACAUUUGGAGCAAUCUCGGUGCAAUGGAGAGUAAGUGACAUCACAUUUUGGUCCCAGACUAUUACUUUAUUAUCAAUGCUGUAGUUUUUCUAUAAUAAAUUCUAGUAAUGGUAAUAGAACUUCAUAGAACUUUAUUCAGUUCCUGUGAGAAGGACAAUCGCGCGAUAUAUAGACCAAGUACAUAGCAGACUUACAUCAUUGCGGUAUAUACAGUAUAAUUUCCAGAAAUUAACAUAGAUUAAUUAAGACUAUACAUGUCCAUGACUAUGUCAUAGUCAUGGAAUAAAAAUUAUAGUGAUCUUGUAAUCAAUUAAAUACGUUUUAUUUUGUUGUAUAUAUAUAUUUUUUUGUAUAAUAAAAGGUCGCAUCUUCAGUUGCGAAUAAUGAUGUAACUCCAACGUUUGGUGUGGUGGAAUUUCAAACUGGUGAAAAUGUUAAAAAUCUGGAAUUUUUUGUUCGUCCUGAUCUGGUAAGUAUAAAACAUGAUAAAGUGAGGAUUGUGUGGUUGCACCCAGGGCCUUUCAGAGGGGGGAGCAAGAGAGCAGUUUGCCCCAGUUUAAGGGGCUCCCCAAAUUUGCAAAGUAAAAAAAAUAAUUUGGAACGUUUUCUGAUAUAAAUAAUGGUAUGAGAAAAAAAUUUUAAACCUAAAUUUUACAGAUAUUGGUUCAAAAAAGGGUUUUACCCAUGUUUUACCAGGGGUUUGUCCGGAAAACUUUUUUUUGAACCUUAUUUUAACUGAUGUUAGUAAAUUUUUAAAUCUUUUUUUAAUGUCCGGAAAAUUUUUUGCCCCCACCCCCCCCCCCUCCCCCUCCCCCGCUAGCCAACAUUUUUAGGUUUUUAAUUCUCAUAAGGAUAAGGGGAUUUGAAUUCACAUCUUUGAGACGAUUCUGCGCUCUACUUACAAAAUCAGAGCAAUGUACAACCUCGUAUAAAUAGUGGUUAGUCGUCGCGAAAAUAUUCCGUACACUAAAGCCCAGGUCACACUACACAACGAUAACGAUACGAUAACUUGUAUACGCGCGCUGAUUGGUCAAAAAUUUAUCGUUAUCGUUCGAUUGAAAAAAAAUCGCUCGGGUGAGCGAUUUUAAAAUCGUCAUCGUCAAACGAUAAUUUUAUCAUUUUCGUUGUUGUGUGGACACUAACACAAUUUUUUUGCCAAUUAUCGCGUGUUUACAAUUUAUUGUAUCGUUAUCGUUGUGUAGUGUGCCCGGGCCUUAAAGCCUGAGACACACCGGACGCGAUGUCGCGAUUCGACCGAUAACUUUGAUCCUGGUACGCUAUAACAUUUUGAGUUAUUUGGUCUAUAUAUAUAUAUCUUUUAAAAUUUCCUUUGAUUGGCUGUUUUAUUAACUUUCAACAACAGAAAAAUCACGCCGCGUUGUCGAAUCGCGUCCGGUGUAUCACGGCCUUUAAAAUGAAUAAAACUCGCCACCAAUCACUUUUGGCUCGGCAGCUCCAUAGGUAGAGCGGCAGACGCCGGAGUUCAAAUCACGCCCAAGUCAACUUGCAGUUGAUUUCAGUUGUGUUAGAAAUUUUACGAUGAACAACCAUUGAAGAUUUUAUCUUAACAUUUUCAGUUAAUUGAACAAGAUGAAAAUUUCGAAUUCGAGUUGACGUCUGUGUCUGGUGGUGCGCGACUAAACACGACACUUUCUAAAGUUCUAGUGAGAAUUUUGGCCAACGACAUCCCAGUACGAUUUGCCUUGAGUCACAUUAUUGUAUUGGAAAACCAGACCAAUGUCGCCGUGUGGAUAUAUAGAGGCCUGGAUACGAGUGGUACCAACAUAGUAGCAUCAAUAGAUCGUACCAGUAGCGCGGUGUGGUAUCUUCAAUCUGAUGGUGCUGUGGGGAACCAGGAUUUUCACCAAGCCAGUGGGACUAUGGUGUUUGGUAAUCGAGAAACACGAAAGAUGAUCAAUGUUACCAUCAUAGAUGAUAGCAGUCCCGAAAAAUCCGAGAAUUUUACAGUUCAUUUAACCAAUCUUAGUGCUGAUGUUACUCUGGUAUCACCAUCAGAAUGUACCAUUCAGAUCCUACAUAGUGAUGACCAUGUAGGUGUGUUUGGGUUAUCUGGGGAUGGUAACAUUACUGUAAAUGAAGACGGUGGUAGUAAUUUAGUUGAGAUCAAUAUCAACAGAACUGCUGGUGCUUUUGGUAUGGUGAAUCUGACUUGGAUGGUUACAUCAUCUCAAGGUGGUGAUCUGUCAAACCAAAUUUCACCCCUGCAUGGUGCUGUUACAUUUAGUGAUGGUGAGCGGCAAAAGAUGGUGAAUAUCAAUGUAACAGAUGAUAUGGUACCAGAAGAAGCGUUCUGGUUUGUGGUAGAGUUGACGUCGACCAAUGGUGGUAGGAUCACAAAUGAUCCAUCAAGGAGAUCACAGAAAGUUAUAAUCAGAGACAGUGAUGACGUUUAUGGAGUGUUUGAGUUGUCGAAUGGCACAUAUCAAAUAUUAAGUCUGGUACGUUACGGCUCCUUUGCGAUUAAACUAAACUAUGCAGUGUUGGUGAUACAGUGGUUGGUCACCUCUGUGACCCGAGUCCAUUUUCUCUAAAUUUCUCAAUAUGCAGGUAGUUUGAGAAAACGUUCACCUCAGUCGCAUGAUGUGAGAAGAAUGCUUCCAGUUUGAUCUUGGUCUCCAACGAAUACCGCAGGGAUUUUUAGGUCUUUCAGUUUCCUCGUGUAGUUACACUGAAUCGAACAUGCAAAGGCUAACUCUUACUGGACGUGUAGAGAGAAUAGCUAAGAAUAGAUAGAAGUGUCCAGUACAAGUAUAGAAUUAGUGUGGUUUAGAUUUCAUGAAUCCUGUAGUUACACUCGACAAAGGUGAUCAUUAUUGGACCUGAACAGAACUGUAUAUACUAGAUUAAUAGUUAAGUUUCCUUCUGUAGUUACAUUGGCCUAACAAUUGGAAUUGUCCUUACUUGACCUCUAGAGAGAACAGUUGAGAACUGAUAGAGCUAGCUAUCAGGUAUAAAUAAAGUUAAUUUAGUUAGGUUUCUUUCUGUAGUAAGACUGACCCAAUAAGUGAUUGUCCUUACCGGACAUCUAGAGAGAACAUUUUAUUGCGAUAUAUACACCCUGCUUUGCCUUAAGAGUAAUUUAAAAGCACUUUUUAUUUUAGACUAGCCGUCCUCGAAUGGUUAACUUUGCGAUCUCAAGAAGUGGUGGAAAUUUAGGCACAGUGUCUGUUGGUUAUCUGGUGACAUACCAUGCUGUUGAUGGUAGCGAGCAUACCACCAGUAUUGGUAUUCAGCGAUCUGGGACAAUUUUAUUCUCUUCUGGUCAAAGCAAUGCGGCAAUUAGUUUGAACAUCUCAAGGGAAGGAUUUAUUCGUGCAAAUUCAGUGUUCUGGAUUAGGUUGACCUCAGUGAAGCUUGUGCGGCCUGGUAAGUUCUGACUGCAUACUGUAUACUGUAGCACAAUCUAAUAUAGUUUGAACUUAACAUACUAAAUAAAACAGCUGAUAAUACUUUAUAAACUGUGUUCGGAUUUUGUCGUUACUAGUACCACCAAAAAACCAUGUCAAUUUUUCGAACGUUAGCUUUUUGUCUAAAAUUUUCUAGCUACUUCUGGAACGAAGAGCCUUCAAGCUUAUUGUAUUGACUGCAUUGCCUAUUACAUACAAAUGUGGCCAGCUUACGCCUGUUUACUCAAUGACAUACGCCAGAAAAUAAAAUCGUACACGAUUAAUCGCAGCGUAUAAACGUAGCUUUACACACCCACCACCCGUCAGCUACAACACACGCGAGCUCCUAGUCUCCUAUAUACCGUUCACAUACUCUAUGCCUUGGGCAAAAGAUCUCUCAGCUCCAAUCGUAAUUUCCGUUCGCCCUGUGCAUCCAGAACGCCGAGAAUAUAUUACUUAAUAACAUUUGUUGACUUACAGAGAACACACUAGUGCCACCGACUACGCCUCGGUUUGGGCCUCGCACAAGCGCAAACCUGACAGUUCAUCCACAAUAUGCUGAUGGUGAGAUAGGGUUUGAGGAGGUCAGUGUCACUGUCACAGAACCAGAAAAUGGUCGACCGAAGGAAAUUAAUCUGGCCGUGUUUCGUGAUGGGACUUUAUAUAGAGCUAGUUUAAUGUGGAGUAUUAUUGGUGUAAAGACAAGCCAGGAUUUAAACCCGACAAGUGGAAGCUUGGUUUUUGAAACAG